AUGGCCGAUCCCGCGCACGUUCUCACCUCGCAUCUUAUCAACCAAAUUCGCGCUUCGUUGUCAAUACUCGAGCAGCUCAACGUCCUACCAGCCGGCGAUGCAGAUGCCAUUCGCACCAAACUACCCCCGCCAAAUGGUCCCUUCCCGGCUCUCAGCUCAAAGCUGGACGCGGCAUUUAGUCAGAUGACAAUCGCCACUGCACCUCCUCCAGUACCGCAGAGAUCACGAGAAUCCAGGGGGAAGGCACUAUGGGACUAUACUGGAAAUGAAGCGGACGAUCUACGGUUCAGAGCGGGGGAUGAGAUCAUAAUUGACGAGGAAGUAAACGAGCAGUGGUAUCGAGGUCGAGUCAUACCGCAGGGCGAGCAGUAUCCUCGCAACCAUCGAGGGAUCUUCCCCAGCAAUUACGUGGAGAAAAUACAAUCUGUAGUGCCGUACCAGUCGCCUCAGCCGUACCUUCCCCCACAGCCGUACCAACCCCCUCAGCCGCCAUACCCCCAGGUGGUAGUGCAGGAGGAUCGCAAGAAUGGAAGAUUUGGAAAGAUAGGGUCAACGCUUGGGCAUAGCGCAGUGGGAGGGCUCGGAUUCGGAGCGGGCUCGGCCAUAGGAUCGGACCUCGUGAACAAGCGCAACGCCAUCGUCUUCCCUCUAGACCUCGCUACCACCCGCAUGCAGCAUAAUGUCAAGAAGGUCUCCCUCAUCAAGACCCUUCUACAACUCGUCAAUCGACACGGGUACACCCGGCUAUAUGCCGGUCUCACUGCCGACACCCUCUCCACCAUCCUCUCCAGCUUCCUUUACUUUUUGAUCUACGCCUCUCUCGAGCGCGCCGCCCAUCAGUGGCGCAAGCGCCGAGAUCUGACGCCCGCGGAGCACGGCGCCGCCGCUGCGUCAGCAGAGAUCCUCAUUGGGACGAUCGCUGGCGUUGCGUCCAAGCGCCUCGCACUUCCCAUCUCGGCGGUAUGCAUCCGCCAGCAGCUGGGAGAGGAGCCAGAGAGUAUCAGCAAGACACUGAGCAAUAUGCUCAAGGAGGGCGGCGUGCUUGGGCUUUUCCACAUCCCACUCUCGGCGGCGUCCUUGGCGCUCCUCCCCAGCUUGACCCUUUACUUCCAUAACGCUCUUCUCCCUCGUCACCCGUCCGCCUCCACGACCUUUGCCGUCGCGGCCAUUUCCAAUGCGCUCGCCACGAUCCCCCUGUACCCUCUCAUCUUGGCCAAAUCGCUCAGCCUGUCCGGCCGGUCUCGCGACCGCUUUGGCCCCUACAAACGGAUCAUCCGCGAAGAAGGAAUCAGCGGGCUCUUUAAAGGUAUCGAGGGACAGCUCCUCAAAGGGCUGGUCCAGCAAGGGGUCAUGAUGGUUGUCAAACAAAGGUGCGUUCAUGCUUGA
This is a messenger RNA of Dioszegia hungarica, 1386 nucleotides long. Its product is annotated as mitochondrial carrier domain-containing protein. Bases 1 to 1386 code for a protein of 461 amino acids. Gene Ontology annotation, molecular function: protein binding. The record is from RefSeq and is a predicted model, not a curated record. The transcript has 6 exons. Lineage: Eukaryota; Fungi; Basidiomycota; Tremellomycetes; Tremellales; Bulleribasidiaceae.